This is a messenger RNA of Owenia fusiformis, 938 nucleotides long. Lineage: Eukaryota; Metazoa; Annelida; Polychaeta; Sabellida; Oweniidae. The record is from the annotation of a GenBank genome assembly.
CAACAAGGAAGUUAUAAUAUCAAAAUAUGAAAAUAAGUACAACUCUAAAACUUAUAGAAGUAUACUGUUGACAGAUAUUUACUUAUUUACUACAUAUUAGUUUCAUCACAAUUGGUCAAUAUAUAAAACCGUACAUUCAAAGGCACUGAUAAAAGAAGCCAUCAUAAAGGAAUUUAAUAAAUCAAACAUUAUAAAGCCGGACUAUCUGUACAUAACACUAGCAAUAUGGGAAUCUUAAGAGAACACCUCAUUUUGGACAUUUACAUUGUUGUGUUGAUUUCAACUUCUUUGGCUUCAGCAUUUCAAUGCAACAAUGUACAAGUUGUUAGUAGGGCAGAAUGGAAUGCAUCUGCACCUGGAGGUAGAGAAAAUAUGAUGGACAAUCGACCUUACGUCACAAUACAUCAUACUGCUGGUCCACAUUGCUUUAAUCUUUCUUCUUGUAAAAAAGAAGUGAAAAGAAUACAAGAUUUUCAUCAAGGACCAGAGAGAAAAUGGUGGGACAUUGGGUACAACUUUCUCAUAGGGGAAGAUGGAAGGGCUUAUGAGGGGAGGGGCUGGCUUACCAAAGGAGCACACGCUGGAGCCCCCUUCAAUACAUUAGCAUAUGGUAUUAGUAUAAUGGGAGACUUUAGUAACCUACUUCCCAACCAGAUGGCUCUUGAUGCAUUCAACAGUUUGGUCGAGUGUGGAAUCAAUAAUAGUCGUAUAUUGAGCAACUAUAGCCUUAUUGGACACAGACAAGCACGCAGACCUUACUAUACAACUUGCCCUGGAAAAGCUCUCUAUUGUCAUAUCCAAUCUUGGGACCAUUUCAAACCAUACCAGUUUAAUGGAACAUUUGACAACAAUACCUGUCACAAUGAAAGCAUCACAACACAAAGUUCUGAAAACAUCACCAUGCCAACAACACUGGGCUCUAUUAACACAACAGCACC